UUCCAGAUUUUUAGAAUCGCAAAAGCAGCAGCUACGGAAGCCCGUCCGGUCCAAGCGGUGACAGCGCGUUCUUUCCCAGCAGGCAUUCCUCAUAUUGUACACAAUCAUCAUGGCGGCUCAGGAUGGAAGCGAGGGAGUGGAAAUGGAAACCGAAGUCAGCCUGAAAGCAUCAGAAGUGUCGUCUGACGAGGGCAGUAAAGGAGACGCAGCAGGGGUUGAGCAAGCCGUCCUCGCCGAUGGAGAGAACGCCUCGCUGUCUCAGGUCUCCGCCGUCAGCAACGGAGACGACGGCGAGGAGGGGAAGGAGAUGGUGGAACUGAAAAUUAUUUGGAACAAGAACAAAUAUGAUCUUAAAAUACCUUUAGAUGGAACUGGAGCUAAACUGAAAGAGAGAAUUCACACACUUACUGGUCUUCCACCCGCUAUGCAGAAGGUGAUGUACAAAGGACUGCUACCAGAGGACAAAACGCUUCGUGAAAUUAAAGUCACAAACGGUGCGAAAAUAAUGGUGGUCGGGUCUACAAUAAAUGACGUCCUGGCUGUAAAUACACCGAAGGAAGUAAUUCAACAAGAAGUUAAAGCUGAGGAAAAUAAAAAAGAGCCGUUGUGCAGACAAAAGCAACAUAGAAAAGUGUUGGACAAAGGAAAACCUGAGGAUGUUAUGCCGUCAAUAAAAGGAGCUAAGGAGCGUUUACCAACAGUGCCUUUAUCUGGAAUGUACAACAAAUCUGGCGGAAAAGUAAGGCUCACUUUCAAACUGGAACAGGAUCAGCUGUGGAUUGGAACAAAGGAAAGGACAGAAAAAAUCCCAAUGGGAUCCAUCAAAAAUGUUGUGACUGAGCCUAUAGAAGGUCAUGAGGACUACCAUAUGAUGGCGUUUCAGCUGGGUCCGACGGAAGCCUCUCAAUACUGGGUUUACUGGGUGCCUGCACAGUAUGUUGAUGCAAUCAAAGACACAGUCCUCGGGAAGUGGCAGUAUUUUUAACGUGCCUCCUCUAUUGACACUGAAGAAUUGGGAUUUAGAGCAAAACAACACCCUUAACUGGACCCUGUGUAAUGAUUUGAGGAACUUUUGAUUUUUUUUUCAACCAUAUAAAAACUGAAGGAAUUCUGGCGGACAAUUUUUUUCCUGGGUUUUAAGUGCACUAAAUGGCAUAAUCCCAUUUUUUUUUUUCAACCCGUCUCACCUAUUUUUUAAGCAACCCCAAGGAUAAACAAAGAAUUGUACAGAACUUACAAAUACAUGUGAAAGAAAUAAAAUAUUAUUUAAGGAAAAAUGAUUGAUGGACCAGGGAGAUUUUUAUCUUGUACAGUUUGUUGGUGUACCAUCAUACAGUUCAAUCAAGCCAAAGUUCAUAACAACUCCAUUGUACUGAGGGGAAUGCUUUUUGUUGGUCAUUGUUUAAAAAUUAUUUGCCAUGCAAUGGUACCACACAUAAUUAAAGUUAAUUUAAAUAAAUUGACAUAAGCCACUUUAAACGCAGUGAAUACGUUGAGAUCUCUGCUAUUAAAGAAUUAACAAUGGAUUAAGAGUUGAUGAUGUACAGUAUAUGUACUGGAGGCAAAUGAAAAAAUGGAAACACCAGAGAAAGCAUAUAAAAGCCUCAUCAAUUUAAUACAUAUUCAACUAUGCUUCUGUUAUACAAGGCAUUUUUACUAAACUUAUUAUCAGCAUCUAUAAUGAUAUGAGACAAAUACGUAUAAAAAAACAUAAUUCAGUGUUCAAAUCGCAAAUAUACAAUGCAUCAGAAGUGGAAAUGCUACCUGAUGAAUAAAUAAGUAUAGCUGAAGAUCUUUGAAGGAUGUAUAUGUGGACACAAUUGGUUGAAAAUGGACACAGAAGUCGAUUAAAACUCUUCACAUAAGUGACGUUUAACAUCUUCCAAACCUUUAACUGUUGCAUUUUGGGGAGGAAAUAAAUAUUCGAUUCCCAAAGAAAAAAAAAGUUCUUCAUGUAUAACAAAUUUGAACUUUUAAAUUCAGUACAUGAUACUGAAAUGAUACAGUCAAAAAAAAAAAAAAAACUUUAAAGACCAAAUUCAGCUCCUGGUUAUAAAUUAUAGCCCAAUUUUGCCGAGGUGUUUCCAUUGUUUUGUGAGCGUCCUGUAUGUUACCAGCUGUGCUAUGUACCGCUCUCUAAGCCACGAUGUUAAAUUUCCACCCUUGCCUCUGUGUUUUCAUGACAACCUGUGACAUUAAGCUGUGCAUCCUCUGCAAUUUUGCUGCCUGGCUAGCAACCUCAAAUAGGAUGUAUGAAAGAAAAUAUUGUUCAACACACUUUAAUGCCAUAUUUUCUCAUCUGGAACAGUGCUACUGUUCUUGUUCUUUGAUUGCUUUAUACAACCAGGUCACACUUGUGCAAUGUCAAUUAUGGUGCUAACCAGUAAUAAGCAUUUUAUUUUACAAUUAAGCGUAAGCAGCUCAACAAAGAUAUCCUCAUGACAGUAUUUAAUUGAAACAGACAGUGCUGACUCAGUGACAAUUUCUGUUCUAACACCAACAUGUGCCACUUAUAGGCAUCUUGACAAAUCAGAUGGAUCCAUGCAGCCUGACUAUGACUGAUUAUGUAAAUAAAGAACAUGAGUUAAUCCAAUCCUGUCUUCUGCCAUCCAAAAUGUAUGGAUUUGAACAGAAAAUAACGUGAUACAAGUUUUUUUUUCUUUUUUCACCAUUAUAAAGUAUGACCCUGAUGACUGAUGAAUGGCUGUACGUAAUCAGUACAGGCACAUAAUCUCAAACAGGCAAUAAAAAAGUUUGUUUUUUCCUCA
This is a messenger RNA of Pangasianodon hypophthalmus (striped catfish), 2768 nucleotides long. It is a transcript of the gene ubfd1, whose product is annotated as ubiquitin family domain containing 1. The transcript is spliced from 7 exons. Gene Ontology annotation, molecular function: RNA binding; cadherin binding. The record is from RefSeq and is a predicted model, not a curated record. NCBI's taxonomy places the organism in Eukaryota, Metazoa, Chordata, Actinopteri, Siluriformes, Pangasiidae. Bases 110 to 985 code for a protein of 291 amino acids.